Molecule: messenger RNA, 8391 nt
Organism: Petromyzon marinus (sea lamprey)
Lineage: Eukaryota; Metazoa; Chordata; Hyperoartia; Petromyzontiformes; Petromyzontidae
Gene: CHAF1A
Product: chromatin assembly factor 1 subunit A
Biological process (GO): nucleosome assembly
Cellular component (GO): nucleus; CAF-1 complex
Source: RefSeq, a predicted model, not a curated record
GCCGCAAACGGGACGAUGAGAACCCGUUUUUUUAUGUUGCGCGCGCAUGUCACCCGCUUCCCGCCAAAAUACGAGCGCGAGGCCCCGGCGCCAUCAUCACCCGGCAGGCGAGUGUCGUCUCUCCUUCACCCUCUCUCCUCACUUCAGCAAUCUCCUGUCUGCCCCCCUCUCUCUAUCUCUCUGUGUCGUCUCUGCUGUGAAAGGCGUCAAGCGCGAGGCGAGCGCUGCUCCUCAAAAGUGCCGCGCCCCGCCAAGUCCCAGCCGCCUUCACUCUCACGACCGCAACCGCGAUGCGGGAGACGACGGGGGCCGCCGCGGGGCCCCUGCGCUCGGUCGUGAAGGAGAACGACGGUCUUUUUCCUCGUGUUUUCUUUGCAGAUGCCAGUGAAACAAAAGAACCGGGUGCUAAGAAACUUGUGCAAGCACGGCUGCCUUUUAAACGCCUGGACCCCCUCUCAAGGCAAAAUGGCCCUGGUACCCCAAAUGCAAAGCGUGCCAAGCUUUCUCCAUCAAAUCUGUCCAAGGAAGCACUGCCCAAAGCCAAGCUGGUGAGCCUUUACGAGGGGGACAAUGCAGUGAGCUCCAGUUCAGAGCACGUCAAUCACAAGGACAGCGCACGGUGUGACAGGACAGGUGGCAAUCUGCCAUUGCUACGGGGUCCCCUGGACAAGCUCAUCACCUCAGCCCAGGAGAGACAUAUCUCCACAACAAACGUCAUUGACUUGACCGAGGAGUCGAAUGAUGGGCUUCGAGAACAGGCGGCUGCUGCAGUGGCAGCAUCUAACGCGGUGGACCAAGACAAAGGUUGCGGUGUUAUAAAACCUGAAGCGCUAAUAAUAUCAAACGCAGAGAUCACAUCUGAGCCUAAAAUGGAAUCAUCUACCUCAAUGGAUUUGAAACCGGAAGUGACUGUUGUAGAUGUAAAUCCCAUGCCCUUAGAUGAUUCUGCACUGAGUACAAAGUCCAACUCAUCUGAAGUGAAGCCAGAGAUUGAAGGCCAUGAGCAGAACUGUACAGUGGCAGAGGACCUGGACAUAAGUUCCGAGCCCAUGGAUGUCGCUGAAAAUAAUUCUGAGAAUGCACAAGACUCGAAGACACUUGAAUCGUCUAAAAUAUCUGAUGCCAGUAAGUGUGUGGAGAUAUGCACCACAAUAAAAGAAGACAAAGAACAUGAAGAAGAAACUUCAAAAGGUGAAGAUGAGGACACAUCUCAGGAAGAAGCUGAGGAGCCACAGAGUGAGAAUGUCACUCAGCCAGAGUCCCUGGAGCUUGUAAAGCCAUCGGAGUGUGUCGCUACUCCACAGCGGAAAAGGCCGCUGUCCCCGGCUACCUCCAGGAACGACUGUCCUGACACUCCAGUAUCGGGAUUCAGCACCACCUUAAGCAGUUUGGACAUCUCCACCAACCUCUCCUCUGAGGAGAGUUUGUCUCGGGACAACAGCCCCGCUGCUUGUAACAGCCUGCUGAGUGCAACAUCAAGCUCACUGAAACUUGGGAGUGUCAAGAAGAGACCAGGUGUCCGUAAACAGAAAAUGGCAGAGCUGGAGCAGAAACAACGACAUCGGCAGGAAGAGAAGGUGGAGAAGGAGCGGCAGCGCGAGGAGGCUCGCCUGGCACGAGAGGAGUCUCGCCGCAAGAUCAAGGAGGAACGCGAGCAGAAGGAGCAGGAGAAAGCAGAGAAAUCUAAGCUCAAGGAGGAAAAGAAGCGUGAAAAGCAGGAGGCCAUAGAGUUAAAGCAGGAAGAAAAACGCAAGAAAGAGGAGGAGAAGAGUAAAAUGGAAGAAGAAAAGCGUAUGAAGAAAGAAAAAUCCAAAGAAGCUUUUGCCAGUUUUUUCACCAAGGGUAAAACUCCUCAGGCCCCCAAGACGCUUACGGGGACCUGCGGACCAUUUGCGCCAUUUGAAAUAAAGAACAACAUGCGAGUGGCUCCUGUGCGGCGUGUGGAGGUGCUUAUUAGCGCUGUCGAUGAGGCUAUCGAGAGCCAGGCGGCCCAGAACCUGUACCUACACGAGCUGAAGCGGCGCAAGCCAAAGACGAGCAAAAAAACAUAUCCGUACGCCAACUCCAUCUGCACAGCUCAACUGGAGAGCAGUGAACUAGAGGUCAUUGAGAAGGUGACGGCAAACAGAGUCUCCGUGGAGGAGCGGAAGAGGUUUGGCCGCAUGAAGCUACUGCAGUUUAAUGAGAACAAUCGGCCUGCUUACUGGGGCACCUGGAGCAAGUGCAGCAAGCACAUCAACCCACGCAACCCCCUCGCCAAGGACAAAGAGUUGCUGGACUACGAGGUGGACAGUGAUGACGAGUGGGAGGAAGAGGAGCCUGGGGAGUCCAUUUCGCACAGUGAAGGGGAGCAAGACGACGAGGAGGAUGAUGAUGAUGACGAUGACGACGGGUUCUUCGUCCCUCACGGUCACCUUUCUGAUGGAGAGGGCGUCUCCGAUGGGGAGGGCAAGCUAAGCGCCGAGACAAAAAAGCUGCGCGAGCGUCUCAAGGCGAAGGAGUGGGACGACCUGACGCGGACGCAUCGCUGCCAGCGUCUGGAGCCUGUGGUGAUUGGCUGCGUGUGGGAGGGUGAAGGCGCGGACAGCGCAGCCCUGCAAAAGCUGCUGCCCUACAAGGGCCAGCGCUUCAAUCUCGGAGCCGAGGAGGAGGAGGAGAAGGAGAAUGCCCAGGAGACCAAGCAGCUCCGGGACAUCCAGAUCUUACGAGAUCUCCUGCCCUUAGUGCAUGGCAACAUCAACUGCAGCAAAUUCAUGAUCGACGAGUUCCAGGCGUGGUGGCUGCAACGGGAGGCGCAGGAAGAAUCUCCGCCGAAGGAAACUCCACUGGAUACGAAGAAACGGCACAGGAACAGGUGGGACACGGCGCUGCCCUCCAAGAUGCGGUUGAAGCGUCUGAUCAAGGAGAGUGCCGUGUACAGGAAGCGCAACGAACUGAAGCGCGUGUGCUGGUACGUGCACGCCGACGUGUUGCUCAAGUACGGCCUGCAAGAUCUGCCCGUGCCGAGCCGCUGGAACUACGUGACUUCGCCGCCUGUGCGGGAGAGGGACGGCGAGGCGGGGUCCGCGGUGCCCACGCAAAGUUCGGGGACGUCCCCUGCUGCCGCCGCCGCACGGGAAGGAGGGAGGAAGAUGGCCGCGUCCACCCCCGUCAACACUCGCAAGAUCACGGCCUUCAUACACAAGCAGGAGCCCGGAAAAGCGGUGUCUGACGUAAAGCUGGAUCAGGCGGACCCUGCCGGUGAUGACUGCAUGAUUUUGGAGGAGCAGGAGGCCACCCUGCCUUGCAACGAAAGCACAGAUGUUGUACCUCAAGUUCCAGCUGAAAGCUUGCACUGAAAAGGGAUAAGGAAGUAAAAUGGAUAUCACCACGUUUUUAAUGUUUCCUACUGUAUAUCCUGUAUGUCUAGAUCAUUGUAAAAGCUUGAAUCGGAGCACGUGCGUACAGCACAGCAUUUUUCAGACUUGACUAAAUGCUUAUUUGUACCAUUCAUUCUGAAAUGCAAAGAGGUCGUGAAGAGGAACAGAUUUAUGUAGUUUAUUUGAAAUUGUAUUUCAUUUCAUGAUAAAUCUAAUAAAAAGAUUAAUGUUCUGUACAAAUCACAUUGCUGUGACAGUGUAAUAUCAGAGCAGAAACUAAAGCUGCAGUCAUUGGACUUUGUGCCAAAAUUAUUGCGCAGCUGAUGUACAGUUCCCAUGUCUACCGAACGGUUUACUUGGCCCAGUGCUUAUUUACAAAUGGGUUCUGUAACCGUAUCAGUUCCACAGAUUGCUUGGAAUUGGUGGUGGUGGGGAAAUAUUUGUCCAAAUAUAUUAAGCAUUAUAAAAAGGUAACAUUUUGUGGAAACUUCUUUUUCAUGGCACUGUUUUAAUGUGGGUCAACACGAGAUACCAUCAUUCCAAUGUAAUGCCUCUUACGUAUUUGUACAUGUUUGUGCCUGUGUGUUUAUCGGAACCUAUAAGUGACCUGUGAUCCUGUUGUGGAAAUGAAAUGGUUCUGGCUGCAGAUCUAAACUGGACGGAAGUGCCAAUAAAACGGCAAAGCAGUAAAGGCGAGCGAGAUACGUUCUGCUAAAAUGGUUGGUGAAGCCAAAAUUCGGUAAAGGAUCGGUUUCAUUAUACAGAUAUUUUUUUGGGUUAGCUAGCAUAAAUUACGCGUUCUAACCCAAAAAAACCUGUGUGGAUAAUAUUGGUCGCGAAAGCCUGUGUUUCACCAUAAUACAGGUUUUUUUGGGUUGGAUCGCAUAAGUUACACGUAAAUUACACGAUCCAAUCGAAAAAAAGUUUUUUAUUGGGUCAGAUGGCGUAAACUCUGCGAUCUAACCCAAAACAAAUCUGUAUUAUGGAUGUUGGUCCUGAAAGCCUACAUGUUAAACUGAUGGGUUUCCCACUGACUUCCAUGUUAAAAGCGGUGUUAUAUUUCAACCCCAAAAUGUUCCACGCUUGAGCAACUUUAUUGUGAGAAAUGCAAAUUCUAAUUUUAAAUAAAGUAAACCAUGAAAUGUAACACCACACAUGAAGAACCAGUGCUUGCAGGUACAUGUCCUCAGCAUCUGCAAUUAAUUAGCAUCGCCACCACCUCUCCCCCACCCAACCAUUAAAAGUGCAUAGCUCCAGUGGCUUUCUAAUAUCGAAAGGGAAGAGCGUUGCAGACAGCCACAGAAGCACAUCUGAACGCGCGCGAUGCAAACGACAAACUGCGGGCUGUGGUGCACCCCCUGCGGCCACGGAACACAUUUGAUCGAUCAGUCUCCGCUUGUUACGCGAACAGUGGUCUUAAUUUAAAAUGUAUUGUUAUAGAGAAUUCUCGUAGAAAACGCUCAUUAAGCGAGACACACCUGUACUGGACUUUCGCUUUGCACUUCAGUUUGAGUCACAUUUAUUUCCCACAGUGAUUUUUAAAAUGGUGUUCUGGGAAGUGAAGGGCUGUGCUGGGAUGCUACUAUCAGGCUUAGCACUAUAUAGGUCUCUGAAAUAUGACGGGACCAAUUGGAGAGCGUGGUUUGAUUAGUGAAAUUUUCCCCCGAUACAGUAGAUGGGAAUUAAUUUGUUCAUGAUUUUAUGGUGCUAUUGAUGACCGUGAAUAAUGCAAGCUCAUUCUCUGUUAAUUUGGUUGCAUGUGAAAUAUCAAACAAAAUACUAACUGCACAUCCGCCUGGUUUUAGGUGAGUAGAGCCUCAAUAUGUGCCUACUGAUCAAUACUUUCUCACGUGUACUUGUACUAUAUAUAUUUUUUGUCGACUGUUUUUAAUACUUUCCAAAUAAUGUUGCUCUGUCUGUCCAUCCUUAAUGGGGAGGGGGGCAUAACUCUUUUCAAGAAGAUGCAAUAUGAACCAAAAAAUGAGUGUCAACUUGUGUUAUUAGGGACUUACCCAGGUGAAAACUGACAUGGAUCUAAGGGUUGCCCAAAACUUGGACAGACAUUGGCUCUAAAAGGACAUGCUACGGUGUCCUGUCUCCCUGCCUUGGGUAUACCUUCCUGGGCAGAGCUACUAUCAAACUCAUUGUCUCAUCACAGCCUCCAGAUGUACUACGUGCCUGGCGUGAGCACAACUAUCACUCAAAAGGACACGCAUAGAGAAUCCAUGCAUGUGCAUAUUAUUUGUAUUUCUGCCGUCUUUCUUGUACCAUUUGUACUCUCCUGUAUUUGUAUUUUUGUUCACACGAGCAUUAUUUUCGUAGUGUUGUCCAUAUUGUUCUCUCCCUUGCCAUUGUUGGCCUCCUUAUUCUAUGCCGGCUUGUGCAUUUACAUAAAUUAACAAAAAUGAGUUGUCCAUAAAUGAAAUUUCAACUGUUGGUCAUUGUUUUAAUGCAUGAUUCGUACGGGUCAAUCAAAUUUCAUCAAUGUGUGGUUCUGGCCCUUUCAGAGACCUCACCCAGUACUUUUAGAGAGCCACGAGGAGGGAGCACCGGAUGUUGAACCAUUUUUUUCAUGAAGUACGUCUCGUUUGAAGUGGCUGGGUUUCUUUGGGUACGAAUGACAUUGUAAAAGUAUUGAGCCCACACUGCUGAGAUAGUUUAGUUUUUGAUUUAUUUGGUAUUUAAGUUGAGGGUAAAAACAUUUUUUGUUGCCAUGUGUUGAACAUUUUGUGUAGGGCAUACAAAUGUGCCAUCUUGUGUUGUCACCGAUAAGAUUCCAGAUGGAGAUAUAUUAUUCAUCUGAAAUACGCUUCAUUUUGUAUUAUGUGUCUACAACCGCAUCAAGACACUGACAAACAUUUUGAGGUUUAGAACAGUUGACCAAUCUAAUCAAUUUUUCUUAAAAAGGAUUGUCGUUUAAUAGCUUGGGCGCUCAGGAAUCAAUGGGUUCUUGUCUAAAAUCACUAAACCAGAUCCUGAGCUCAGAAUCAUUUAUACUGGAGCAAUCCGAUGAACUAUGAAGCUCUUUCACAGAUAUCCAGCAUGAGCUACAACCAUACCCCCCAACCAAGAUGAAAACUGGAUUUUAGUGUCAACCCAGUUGCCCAUAAUUCAAUUAAAAAAUACAUUGUGAUCGAUUAUAUACUUCAUUCUAACAAACCUGAAGAGUGCAUUUGUAUUUAGCUCCUAUGCACAGCUGAGGUGUUUUCGAUCGUGGCUGUGCAAGAUACAGCCUUAAACGAUGUUGGGCGAAAGCAUACUUGAUCCAGGGAGUUGUAAAACAUUGAGCGGGUAGAUGCUGUAACCAGAAAACUACAUCGAGAUACACAUGUACAGUAAAUUGUAAAAAAAAUACAAUAAAAUGAACAGCGAGUCUGGUUCACAUUUAUUCAAGUGGCUUUCUGCUGCAGGAUGGUGUGUGUUAGCUGCAGUUGUUCCUCCAUCUUCUCCAACACGAGUUGUAGCAAUCUGUCUGCAAAUGGACCCUGAAAGCAAUAUCAAAUUAACGGCAGUUAGCCUUGUAAAAUGAGAAGGGAUUUCUACAGUAACCAAGCCCUCUGGCAUGGUGGGUUUGAAUUUUGAGAAUUAUAUCAUGAGAAUACCGACUUGCAGAAGAACAAGUGAAUGUUAACCAUGAGCAUCAGUUUACCAUAUUCUCCAGAUAAGACACCACAACCUGGUCAUUUAGGAACAAAAACGCUGUAAAAUAAAACAUUCUAGUAAUCAGAUGUAAACUAAAAAGCUGCAAACUAGAAUGGACGUUGGAUAAAAUAGUACAUGUUAAUCUGCAGCAUCAACUUUUUAUUUACAAUACAGUAAAGUCAUUCUUUGGGUAUUUUGGUAAAGUCACGUAGAUGGGUUCAAAGAAAAUAACAAAACUACGACGUUUUUGAUCGCAACACAAGCAGUGGUCAUCUACGUAACUUUACUGAGACCCAAAUAAUAUGAAUUCCUGCAGUCACGAAAACUUUAAGUCAAGAUUUAAUACAGAAAAGUGCCAAUCCAGUAGCAAGACGCACCUUGCUAAUAAGACUGUCUUUAAAAAUAAUUCCAAAGUUGGGAUGCUACUGGCAAUUAAUCUUGAGGGCCAUGAAGUCCAGUGGAAUUCAUGUUUGCUUCGGUAAAUUUAACAAAUGCUUUUUUUGGUUAUUUAUAUUACAACAAUUUGCUGACAAAAAAUAGGCUCGAUCAUGUUUCUGCCAAAUUAACAACUUGCCCUUUAAACAGUACAGCAAUGAAGAAAAUAGAAAUCCGAACAAAACUGUUCAGUUUAUUUUGAAUUACCCUGUGAUCUAAGCAGCUCACAAAUCAAAAACAUUGCACAAACUUAAAUCUAUAUAUAUACCACAAGUCAGCUCGGGCAGAUAAUGUUUUAUACAUCAGAAAAAAAGACUGACACAUGGAAUGAUCCUGUUAAUCUCAGUCCUGCAUGUAUACAAACACCCUGAAUGGAUAAGCAUUGGGGGGGGGGGGGGGGGUUGGUGGUUUAAGGUUACCUGAGUAUCCAAGAGUGCCUCCACUUCACUACACCACUGCUUAUCCCUCUGCAGCGUCGCAUUGGCCUGAUGAAACGGUUGCAGUUUGUCAGACAAAUGAGAGUUCACAAAAGCCAUCAUUGUUGAUGCACUGUAAUAACCUUCACGUUCAUGGUCGUAAAAUCGCAGAGCCUAUAUGAAUUAAUGACUGAAUAAAGGUCUCCGUGGGCCAUUUCAUGGGAUGUUAUUUGACGAUGCUUCACCAUGCUGAUCAGUGUCGGGGGGGGGGGGGGGCAGUGUCAGCUUGGACUGGUUCAGAAAUCACCGCUGAUGUUGGGUAUGGCUGGGAAUUGAACUCAGGUGGGGUUUAUAGUACAGUGUGCAAACCAUUCUGCUGAACUCACCUGCAUAAUAAUCAGCCUAACAUUUGUGGCAGCAUAUAUUAUUGAGCAGAUAAAUAGAUAGUGGAGCCUUUACUCUUUGGUUCUUCCGGUAAAGUCACGAAGUUAGACAUGAAAUAAAACAAAUCGCGACGUUUCGAUCGCAACACAAGCGGC